This is a messenger RNA of Clunio marinus, 3612 nucleotides long. The record is from the annotation of a GenBank genome assembly. Lineage: Eukaryota; Metazoa; Arthropoda; Insecta; Diptera; Chironomidae.
AUGCCAAUUAUUUCGCCUAAAAUUCCUUCGGGAUUAGAAGAGCUUAUGAAAGGACUUGCAAAAAGUGUUAUUAAAGAAAAUCCUCAAAACAUUUACGAGUUUGCUGCUGAAUAUUUUGAAAAUCUUCUAAAGAAACGAGAUGGACCGGUUGAUCAAAGUUAUAAGGAUUUUGCAACUUAUAAAGUUUAUAGAAAGAAUAAAAGCGAACGAUUUAUGAUCGAAAAGGAAAACUUGAAUGACGUCAUCGCAUAUAAAAGAAAUUUAAAUUCUGUCAAUUAUGAUGAUUCAAAUGUUAUUCAAAACAAAACAAAAUCUACUGAGGAAGGGAUCAUAGUUGAAUCGAAUCAUUCUAUCCAAUCUACACAUAAAUCUUUCAAAACAGACACUCAGGAAUCAGAAAAUAAUGAAUCGAUCAAAAAAGAAAAAUCGAUCGAAGUUCACAGUGAAGCGAAAACCCAUGUAAAUGACGAUAUAAAAAACAUUGUGCUUGACAAUGAUAUGGAACAAGCAGCUCUGAAAAUUCAAUCUACCUUUCGUGAAUUUAAAGGUCGCAAAGAAAAAAGAAGGAAAACAUUGGAAGGUGGAAAAAUAGGAGACAAAGAUGAAGUUGAUGAUGAGACUGAUGACCAAGGAAAUGAUUUUAACGGGAGUAAUUUUAAAAUAGUUGAAGUUGAAAAGGAAGAAAAUCCUAAAAUUGAAAAAGAAAAUCUUUUGAAUGAAGGAAAAUCUGAAGCAGAUGAUGUUUCAAAAAUGAUUUUCGACGAUGAUAUGGAACAAGCUGCACUUAAAAUUCAGUCAACAUUCCGAGGUGAAAAUUUGGGACAUAAAAAUUCUAUUUGCAAUUUACAACAAGCAAAUACAAAAGAAUUUGAAAUUCAAGAAAGAAGCUACGAAGAUAAUUCAAUUGCAAUUCAAAAGAGCGUUGAUUUAGAAACAGAAGCUAUCAAAACUUUGACCGAAGAAGAAUAUAAACCUGAACAUGAUGAGAACACUUUUCAAACAAACUUUUUAUUAGAACAGCAGCUACAAGGUAACGAUAAAAAUUCUGUUGUUGAAGUAACAGAAGAAACAUUUAUGGAAAAAAACGUUAGCGAUACAUCUGCGUUACCAGAUAAGAAUGAUAUGGAAACGAAAGCAGAAACGCUCAAUGAUAUUGAAUUGUUAAAUAUUACAAGUGAAGUGCCCGCUGUUGAAACUGUGAAACAAUCAUCAAUCGAUGAAACAGUUGUUGUUGAAGAUCAAAAAGAAGUCAAAGCUUUGAACAUCGAUUCCGUAAAAGAUAAACUUGAACAAGCUUUCAAUGAAGUUCACGAUUUUUUUGAAGCUGAGAAAGUGACCCAAACUUUGAACACACACUCAAGAAAAGAAAAAAUCGUUCAAGGUUUGGAUGAAAUCGAAAGUUCUAUUCAAGAUGAAAAAGUCGCAAAAACUUUAAAAACUAAGUCAGAACAAUAUGAAGCUGAACAAAUUUUAGAAAAAGUUGAAUGCUUUAUUGAAGCUGAAAAAGUCACAGAAACUCAACAUGAUUUCCAGAAAGCUGAUGUUUCUGUGGAAGUUGGAAAAGUCACAGAAAAUAUAGACACCCUGCAAGAAAUAAAUGAAGCAGAACGAACUUUGACACAAGUUGAAGAAUCACUCGAAACUGAAGAAGCCCCCAAAACUUUAAAUGUCCAAGGAGAUAAAGAUGAAAUCAAACAAUCUUUAGAUAAGGUCAACUCUUCUUUUGAAAUUGAAAAAAAUGCAGAAACUCUUCACAUCUCACCAGAACAAGAUUUGGACGAAGUUAAUAAAUCUGUUGCAGCUGAGAAAUACACAGAAACUAUGAAUACCCAAUCGAAAGAAAAUAAUGUCGCAGCCCACAUUGAACAAGAAACAACCCAUAAAUCAAAAAAUUCUUCCAUAAAAUCUUUUCCAGAUCUUGAAUGUACUAUAAUUAAAAGCUCGACAGAGUCUCAAGAGCUUUCGAAGAAUUUAAAUAUAUCUGAAAGCCUCAUUGAUAACCUAAAUUCUGAAGCAUUUAUUAACAACCAAAUCAACAAUAUAUCUGAAAAUUUUGAUGUGGUUUCCAGUCAAGAUGCUACUAUUGUUGAUCCUGAGAAAAGUUUGGAAUCUUUUGAUGCAGAAAACAUUUCAAUUUUUGCCACAAAUAUUUCUGAUUCCACAAAUUUUCCCAUUGAAAUUCAAGAUAGCAAAAUUAUUUCAGAUAAAGUUGAAACAAGUUCAGAAAUCAAUGGAACUGAAAAAGUUAAUAUUGAUGAAUUUAUUGAGUUGGAAAAUGUUAUAUCUGAAGACGUUAAAAAUAAAAGUUAUGAUGAAAAUCUUCUGCUUAUUAACGAUAAUAUAACCACUAAAGAGACUCAAAAUUAUUCGAGUAAAAAUAAAAAAGAAAAAUUGAAUGUUAAAGACGAGUUCCCAGUAGAAACAUUUACGGUUGAAACGAAAGCUUCGGAAGUAAUUAAAUUACAUGAUAAUGUACAUAGCAUUGGUGUUAGUAAAAAUUUGGAAGAUAAUAUAGACUCUAAUGAUAUAAAAAAGGUUGAUCAAACUGCCAAUGUUAUUAUACAAGAAAAUACCGAUGAAUUACAAACAAAUAACAAAGCAAAUGCAGGUGACGUAAAGAUCGAUGACGUUCCUGUUAACGAGCCAAUCUGCAAAAAGAAAUUGAUAUCAUUGUUGGAACCUGACCAAGAUGAUGAUGAUGAGAAAAAAACCAUUACCGAUAAGGAUAAUGAGAUUUUAUCAAAUGAAAUUAAAUAUGCGAAAUUGGAAGAAUCUCUUUCCGGAGCGGAUAUAAUCACAGGGGAGUCGUUUGAUGAAGGUGAUUAUUAUUCUCAAUUAAUUAAUAACGAAAGCUCAACUAAUGAAGAAGCAUCACAUUUAAAUCAGCAAUCGUAUGAUGAAGCGUCACACAAGGACACUGUCUUAGUUACGUCAUCACCAGAUGAUGAAAAAAAUGAUAUUAAUUUUAUAAAGGAUUCAAAUGCAGAUCAACGAAUUCAAACAACCUCUAAUGAAAUUCAAACUUAUAUCUCAGAAAUCAAUGUAAUAAAAGAAAAUGUGAAAGAUGCUAUUGAUGUGAUUGCGAGUGAUAAUAGUAAUGUUAUUCAGAAAGAUAUAAUAUCUCAAAAAGAAAUCAUUAAUGAUCAUGUAUUCGAACCGAAAUUGAUUGUGGAAAAUCCGAUUUCUGAGAUUACAGCAUCAGAAUUAAUAGAUCUAAAUAAAGAAAUUGUAAAUGUAAAUCGAGAUGAACUUGAAGCAAUAAAAGAUGAAAUUCUUCAACCCGAAAGUGAACAAUCUGAAAUUCCCGAUGAAAAGACAAAUGCACCAGAAGAUGAGAACGUUCCGAUAAUUUCUAUGGAUGAAAAAAGUUUACCGACCGAAAAUGAAAAAAAUGUUUCUCCAGAAAAUGAAUUUAAUGUAAAAGUGGAUGAACCCAAAGUGGAAGACGAUGUUAAUGAUAUGAUUAUCAACGAAAAUAUGGAAAAUACUACUUUGAAAAUUGAGGAAGAUUUUAGUGUUCACAAAGUUGACAAUGAUAUCUUAAAACAAUAUUCAGAGUCAGAAAAAGAUUCAGAACAGCACAACAAGGAAAUUGAGGCUAUUAGAACUGUG